UGAAAGGGAGCGUCUGUCCAAUGAGGCGCCGCCGUCCUGUCUCGUCCUGCCUGCCCCCUCGCCGCUUUCCCACCGCGGAGGAGGGCUUUUUAAUCCAAAUGGAUUAUGUGGCAAAUUGGACGAGCUGUUGCAAAAUCUCCAGCGGGACACCGCCCUCUCGCUGGCUGGGCCGCCGGCUGAUGUCGUGAGGUAGAACCUGGAAGAACCCGGAAGAAGAAGCAGUAGCAGGGAACGACCUCUAAUCGGUGUUGGGUGUGCCUCGGGGCUACGAACAGUUCCCAAACGAGAAUCGACAACCGGGUCAGCAGGUAGCCGGGACGCAGCGGCUUUCGAAGCAACUAUCAGACCCAGUUGGACGUUGGAACCACCCGGGGACGAGGGUUGCGGGCCUCGAGGAGGAUGGCAAUGAGCCUUGAUGAGGACCCUGAAGAAGCAAAAACUUGAUGAGGAGAAACAAGCCGGAGCCCUCGUGAGGAGGCGUCGUCCGUCCUCUUCAAGUCCUCCCGACGAAAGCCGCGUGGUCUUCCCCGAGUGAGUCAGGAAGCAGGAUGAAGAGCGGGUCCAAACUGCAGCGAGUUGCGGGAUUCUUCCUGCUGUGGAUCGGCGUUCAAGCUCAGCUGAAGAUACCGCCAGAGACUGUGCAGCAGUGGGCGUCCAUUUUCUCAUCACGGCUUCGAGAGCUUUCCACCAAGUAUUCGGGAUCGCUACUUCUCCAAAAGAAACUAAAGGACGUGGAGUCCAUCAUCAAGGUGGUUGAGGUGGACGGAAACGAUCUGGUCAAGGAUUACGCGGACCAGAUUGAACGCAUGCUGGGCAGCAAAAUGAAGUCUGUCAAGAGGCUUGCCGAGUCGGCGGAAGAUGCUGACCUCUACCACGAUUUCAACGCUUCCUUAGAGUUUGACUACUACAACUCGAUGCUUAUCAACACGGUGGACGAGGACGGCAACUCCGUGGAGCUGGGCGGCGAGUUCCCGCUGGAGGAGAACGAGCACUUCAACAAGUUGCCCGUCAACACCCAGCAGAGCACCGUCCAGGUGCCCACCAACGUCUACAACAAAGACCCCAACAUCCUCAACGCCGUCUACAAUUCGGAGGCCCUCAACGACGUCUUUGUGGGAAACUUUCUCAAGGACCCCACGCUGACCUGGCAGUACUUCGGCAGCUCCGCCGGUUUCUUCCGGAUCUACCCUGGCAUCAAAUGGACGCCGGACAGCAACGGCGUGGCCACCUUCGACUGCAGGAACCGGAACUGGUACAUCCAGGCGGCCACGUCGCCCAAGGACAUCAUCAUCAUGGUGGACAUCAGCGGCAGCAUGAAGGGCUUGAAGAUGACCAUCGCCAAGCACACCAUCAACACCAUCCUCGACACGCUGGGAGAGAACGAUUUUGUCAACGUCAUCGCCUACACGGAUUACGUGCGCUACGUGGAGCCCUGCUUCAAAGGAACUUUGGUCCAAGCUGACCUGGACAACAGGGAGCAUUUCAAGUUGCUGGUGGAGGAGCUUCACGUCAAAGGAGAAGCAAAGCUCAAGAACGCCAUGAAAGAAUCCUUCAAGAUUCUCAAUGAGGCUCGUGUUUUGGGUCAGGGCAGCAUGUGCAACCAGGCCAUCAUGCUAAUCACGGACGGCGCCAUGGAGGACUUUGAGUCGGUCUUUGAGGAGUUCAACUGGCCUGAGCGCAGGGUGCGCGUCUUCACAUACUUGAUUGGCCGAGAGAUGACGUUCGCCCAAAACACCAAGUGGAUCGCCUGCAACAACAAAGGCUACUACACGCACGUGUCGACGCUGGCCGACGUGCAGGAGAACGUGAUGGAGUACCUGCACGUGCUGAGUCGGCCCAUGGUCAUCAACCACGACCACGACAUCAUCUGGACCGAAGCCUACAUGGACACCGUGCUUCCCAAUACCGACGAGCUUUUCAGCACCAAGGCGCAAAGUCUGCUGCUGAUGACAUCGGUGGCCAUGCCGGUCUUCAGCAAGAAGAAGGAGACGCUGUCGCACGGGAUCCUUCUGGGCGUGGUGGGCACCGACGUUCCCCUCAUGGAGGUGAUGAGGCUGGCGCCCCGCUACAUGCUGGGCGCUCACGGCUACGCCUUCCUCGUCACCAACAACGGCUACAUCCUGGCGCACCCUGACCUCCGACCUCUGUACAAGGACGGCAAGAAGCUGAAGCCCAAGCCCAACUACAACAGCGUGGAUCUGUCCGAGGUGGAGUGGGAGGACGCCGACGAGACGCUGCGGACGGCCAUGGUGAGGGGCGAGACGGGAAGGCACACGCUGAAGAUCCGCGCCUCGGUGGAGAACGGGAGGAGACCUCUUUUCCUGGUCAACGAAUAUUUCUACACAAACAUUGACGACACUCCCUUCAGCUUUGGCAUGGUGUUGACCCGAGGUCACGGGCAGCUCAUGUUCCUGGGAAACGUCUCUGUGGAAGAAGGGCUUCAUGACCUGACCUCCCCCGACCUCAGCAUCGCGUCCGAGUGGACGUACUGCGAGACGGACAUCGACCCCGCUCACCGCAAGUACUCGCAGCUGCAGGCGGCCAUUCGCUACCUGCUGGGCAAGGAGCCCGACUUGGAGUGCGACGAGCUUCUGCUGCAGCAAACUUUGUUUGACGCGGUGGUGACGGCGCCCAUGGAGGCUUACUGGAACGCCGUCGCGCUGGACGACAGGGUGGAGCCCGGCAUGGAGGCGGCCUUCCUGGGCACGCGCGCAGGCCUGAUGAGGAUCAUGAGAUACGCCGGCGCGGAGACACGUGUGGCAAAAAAGUUCCUGACCCCCUCGGACAAGGCCAACCUCUUCACGGUGGACCACUUCCCACUGUGGUACCGACUGGCGGCGGAGAACCCGCCGGGAAGCUUCUUCUACUACCCCGUCAGCGACAAAGGCGCCAAGUACAUCGUCGGCACCACGUCGGUCACCGUAUCUGCGCAAGGCAAGACGGCCAUGGCUGGAGCCGUGGGCCUCCAGAUGUCCUUGGACUUACUGGAGAAGACUUUCUGGGCCAUUACCAAGCAGCCAAGCGACACAGACUGUUCCAACGUGGACGGCGUGUGUCCCCUUAGCUGUGAACGUGACGAUCUGAGGUGUCUGCUGGUGGACAAUCACGGUUUCAUCCUGUUGUCCAAGGAGACCAAGGAGGUUGGUCGGUUCAUGGGCGAAGUGGACGGCGCCGUCAUGGCGAUGCUGAUCAAGAUGGGCAUGUAUAAAAAAGUGUCGCUGUUUGACUACCAGGCCAUGUGCAAGAACAGCCAUCACCACGCCAGCAGCGCUCCGAGGCCUCUGCUCAGCCCUUUCUACAAUCUGGCAGCCAUCCUUCGAUGGAUCUUUUCCAAUGUGCUCAUGUUCGUGUUGGACUUCAACCUGUGCGGUUUGUGGCACUCGGAUUAUUUGGUGGACGCCAAGGCUGGCUAUCACACCAGUCACAAGCAGAAGAAGGUGGAUGCUCUGGUUCCAUGCGAGACGGCCUAUCCCGGCUUCACGUCCGAGCCGUCCGUCAAGGAGGCAAACAGCAUCAUUAAAUGUGGACGUUGCCAGAAGAUGUUUGUAGUGCAGCGGGUCCCGGACAGCAACUUGCUGGUGGUGGUGACGGAGGCCAACUGCGACUGUUCCCGCCAGUACGGCGCCAUCCCGCUGGAGCCCAAAGAGAUCAAAUAUAACGCCACGGUCAAGUGCAAGCGGAUGAAGUCGCAGAAAGUACGCCGGCGCCCCGAGUCUUGCCACGCUUACCACCCCAAGGAAAACGCCAAGGACUGCGGGGGCGCGUCCACCAUCUCCCUGUCGAUCGGGCUUUUCGCCAGCAGCCUGCUGCUUUCGGGGACGCUCCUCUUGAUGACGUAACGAUGACACGCGGCCAAUCGGCUUGGUGGAUCCAGACAACCUCGGCUUCACCCCCAUCAAGGGAUGCGAUUUUAUGGGCUGGAUGUGUCACGUUGCGAGGUGGUGGACCCCAAAAAGCAGGCAGGAGAGAGGAGCAGGGUGGAUUUGAAGAAGUGUAUUGAUAAAACACAAAAAACGAAAUCCUAAGCAAACAAAGUCCAAAGUAGCCCCCCCCCCCAAAAAAAAGCAGGUGGGUGAAUCCACAGGAGGGCAAGUAUGUGGCAGUUGUUCCACUGUAUAUAUAUUUUAUUUUUUCUUGUAAUUGCUUUAUGCAAACCAUUUUGAAAAACGCCGUGAAUAAAAACAAUUUACCGAUAUCGUCAAAUGAAA
This is a messenger RNA of Hippocampus zosterae (dwarf seahorse), 4208 nucleotides long. RefSeq names its product voltage-dependent calcium channel subunit alpha-2/delta-4-like. Gene Ontology annotation, molecular function: voltage-gated calcium channel activity. Gene Ontology annotation, cellular component: voltage-gated calcium channel complex. Bases 549 to 3839 code for a protein of 1096 amino acids. The transcript has 40 exons. Lineage: Eukaryota; Metazoa; Chordata; Actinopteri; Syngnathiformes; Syngnathidae. The record is from RefSeq and is a predicted model, not a curated record.